GCCUGAAGGACAAGGUCACGCACAACCAAAUGGCAUCAGCACAAUGAUAGUGACGGGGCAACAGACAGGCAAGCGAGACUAAGUGAGUCUGAGCAUUCAUGACGUGCAGCAUGCCGUUGAUUAGAUAAAAUGGUUUAGUGCUACAAGGCGACUGUUAAGAGGUGUGCUACAAGGCGAAUGUUAGUUACAAGGCGAGGUUUGCUAGACUGGGAGUUUAAUCAAAUCCACAUUACCACCACGUGAGUGAGGACGGCGGGUCUACCACCAACAAAGACGGCUACAUCACCUGAUAAACCUACCUUUGUCCUUCAGGCAUCAGCUUUAGCGACCAGCAAAUUAAAAAGUUACAGUUAAUACAAACAUACUGACUCAAGAAUAGAUAUCCAAGGCAAAUGUUACAGUGCGACACGUCCGGUGUGGUGCCAGUUACCCAUUUCAGCGUCAGUGACCAUCCGGACCAGCUCCUCGUCCGUCACCUCUGUGGUGGGGGGCGGCGGAACCGAGGGACGCUGGUCUCUGACGGAAGACACCGCUAUGGGGGGGGGGGCAACGGUUAGUAAAUCGUGUACACUCAACCUCUGUUGUGUGAAACAGAAAGAAAGAGCUACCGACCCGGAGCUGCAGGCCGUGCUGGGGUCAUCAGUUUCCUGAUCCGGGCCUGCAGCUCCCCUGGGCCCAUCGGACGCCCGCGCACAAGGGCCGAGAAAUUGGGAGCGGUCGGCUUGCGGGGCGGCAGCACGGUGGAAGCAGCGGGCUUGCUGGUGGUGGUGCUGAGGCCGCUGCUGGUGCUGCUGCUGGCGGGCGGAGGGGGUGUAGCAGCCGCCUCCGCCGACCGCUCCUUGUCUCGGCCCGAGAAGUACUUUAUGGCGACGUCCAUGGCGCUCCCAGGCUGCGGCCGCCGUAGCCACUUGACGUAGCUGCAAGACAAUGAUCGAAAAUCAACACGCACGUAAACAUGUCACAGCACCAUCUCCACUGCCCUUCACCACAAUAUGACUUACGUCUGACGCUCCUUCUCCUUGGAGUCGUACAGGUCCUUCAGGGUGUCCUCCUUGAACAGCCCAAAGCCAACAAGCGCCUCGCCCCCCCGCCCGGGUAGAGUGGCACGAGCCCGGGCCUCCUCCUGCGCCCGGCGGAACUUGAGGUGCUCCGCAAAAGCGGGGUGGGCGCAGGAGUAGCGGGCGAGGCUGUCCUUGUUGGCCAUGAACGGGCUGUCCGAGGCACUAGUCUCCCGCUCCCGCUGGUGACUGGCGACCAGGUGACAGGCGUAGCCGGCGUCGUUCUCCAGGAGCCACCGGAAGGUCUGACCCUGGUACUUGCCCAGCUGGAUGCUGUGGCAGCCCAGCACCAGCAUGGGGUUCCCAGGGUCACCACCCUCGGAGACGACGCGGGCUCGGGCCUCCUUCUCCACCUCCCCCGGCUUCUUGGCCCUGGUGGGAGCCGCGUGGCCCCAUGGCGGCGGUGAAGGCUGCCGCCGCAUCAGAGGCCCGCAGGACCAACUGAUGCGACGGCGUCAUUUUUAAAUUUGCAAAAGACAUCUACAAUGACAACAAAUAACAUGACACAGCAUUAAACGAGCAUUGCAUUAAACGAGCAUUACAGUUUACUCCCUUAAAGUGACUUUUAUGUUCAUGGAUGCUUACAGGAAAGAUAACAGAUGGUUUGACAGGUUGGAAUGCUAACCGCCGCACAAUCCGUUUCAAUGGGAAUCGCGACUCUCCGUAAUUUCAACAUUAAUUUUAACAUUUAUAAUUUGAAAUUCGUCCCAGCCUUUAUACCACAUACACACUAUGGUCUACAGCAUAUAACCGAGUCGUCCUCUCACAUUUUAAUGCAUUUUUCACGGUUUACCAGUACUCGUUUUCAAGGCUAACUCCCGCGCAAUCCGUUUCAAUGGGAAUCGCGACUCUCCGUAAUUUGAACAUAAAUUUGAACAUAUUUAUAAUUCGAAAUUGGUCCCAGCCUUCAUACCACAUACACACUAGGGUCUAUAUAGCAUAUAACUGAGUCGUCCUCUAACAUUUUAACGCAUUUUUCACGGUUUACCAGCUCUCGUUUUCAAGGCUAAUCGCCACAUCCUACCUUAUCAUCGAAUGCAGAGAUAAUGGCUGACACACGUGGAAAGUUUUCCUGGAGUUGAUGCUGAUGCGGGUUGCUGAUUGGGCGGGGCGCCCCUGGAGUUGAGGUCCCUGGAGUCGAUGCGGGUUGCUGAUUGGGCGGGGCGUCCCUGGAGUUGAGGUCCCUGGAGUCGAUGCGGGUUGCUGAUUGGGCGGGGCGUCCCUGGAGUUGAGGUCCCUGGAGUCGAUGCGGGUUGCUGAUUGAUCGGGCGUCCCUGGAGUUGAGGUCCCUGGAGUUGAUGCGGGGUUGCUGAUUGGCUGAGAAACAGAGAGCAUCGCUGGACAGAUAGCGCAAGGAUGACACGCAAAUUCGUGAAGCGUUCUAUCUUUUAAGUUUUAAUUCAAAGUUUUGGAGUUCUAGCCAACUUCCUUCAUAUAGCUGCCAUUGACCUCCCCCAUGUAAAAUCUUGUGAAAAUUUGACCACGUGUGGAGUCAAAAAAAGUUCCCACAGAAAGUGUCUAGGAGCAUGUUUUAGGCCAUUUUGAGUCGUUUGCUAAUGGGUUAAGGUUAGGUUAAGGGCAACUUACCACUUUUCAAAAACGUUUUUUUGGACCUAGCUCGGGCAAACAGCGGGGCGUGGGAAUUCCGAGACCACCCUCGGAUAGCUCUAGCCCCAGCGGACUUUUUUGGGUACUGCAAUCUUGAUUUUAAAAAUUUGAAGUGAAGCGAUUUAAAGGAACAGCGGAGCGUGGGAAUUCUGAAUGGUGCCCGUGGUAGCCCUGGGGCCCCUCUACAUGCCCUAGUCCCUAUUGUGGGCGAUAUUAUUGAAAUUGGCAAAUUCCUGUGUUCCACACACCGCACAACCCCAGGAAAUGCUGAAACGAUUACAAAAUAACCUGCACCUCAUACACAGCAUUGUACCAUGAAUUUUAACAUUGUUUAGUUUUGAAUAAAGCAAAAAAGACUUACCUUAGAGUAGUCCUCCGUCUUCGUUGGUUCAUUUUGGUAGGGUAACUAUGAAGCAGAAGGGAGGGAAUUUGGCGCCCCUAGUGGCAACUUUUUUUAUCAUUCGAAAACACCUAAACGCGUUGCCAUGGGAACAGGGAGAGGGGCGUGGGAAUAUGAACCCUAUGGGGUGGUAGCUAUGGAUCAGGGCUACGUCUGUGCCAAGUUCUGGUAUAGAAAAUUGAAUUUGAAAUGUUCAAAUUUGUGCUACUCGGCAAGGGAAAAAGGGGUAUUAACGAUAUUUGGUGUGGAAGGUGCUCUAGGCUCCUUAGGCAGGUGUGUGAAGUUUUGGAGUUCUAGCUAACUUCCUUCACAUAGCUGCCAUUGACCCCCCCCCCCCCCCAUGUACAAUUUUGUGAAAAUCUGACCAAGUGCAGAGUCAAAAAAAAGUUCCCACAGAAAGUGUCUAGGAGCACGUUUUAGGCCAUUUUGAGUCGUUUGCUAAUGUGUUAGGGUUAGGUUAAGGGCAACUUACCACUUUUCAAAAACGUUUUUUUGGACCUAGCUCGGGCAAACAGCGGGGCGUGGGAAUUCCGAGACCACCCUCGGAUAGUUCUAGCCCCAGCUGACUUUUUUUUGGUCCCGGUGAACCCUCGGCAUAGCCACUAAUGUAGGCUAGGGUGCGAGAAAUUUGAAACUGGCUAAAAGGCGUAAAUACUAGGUCCCGGUGCACCCUCGGCCUAGUCCCUAAUGUGGGCGAUAUUUUUGAAAUUGGCAAAUUCCUGUGUUCCAUACACCGCACAACCCCAGGAAAUGCUGAAACAAUUACAAAAUAACCUGCACCUCAUACACAGCAUUGUACCAUGAAUUUUAACAUUGUUUAGUUUUGAAUAAAGCAAAAAAGACUUACCUUAGAGUAGUCCUCCGUCUUGUCUGUGCCAAGUUCUGGCCACCUGGUGGCUUGUUUUGGUAUAGAAAAUUGAAUUUGAAAUGUUCAAAUUUGUGCCACUCGGCAAGGGAAGAAUUUGUGCCACUCGGCGAGGGAAAAAGGGGUAAAGGGGUAUUAACGAUAUUUGGUGUGGAAGGUGCUCUAGGCUCCUUAGACAGGUGUGCGAAGUUUUGGAGUUCUAGCUAACUUCCUUCAUAUAGCUGCCAUUGACCCCCCCCCCCCCCCAUGUACAAUUUUGUGAAAAUCGGACCUGCUUCCCAGCGGCUAUGGGGGGGCAGCUUAUGUGCUUAAAAUACGUAACAAUAUCAUUCUAAACAAAUACAAAAUGGUCACCAAGGUCAAGGCCACCCUCCCCACACCACACUCUACAAACAUUAUUCGAGAGUGCCCCCUAUUGGACAUAAAGUAUAACUUGGCAACCGUUAAGUAAAUACGAUCUCAUUCUAAAUAAAUACAAAACGGUUACCAAGACCCCCCUCCCCACACCACACUCUACAGACAUUAUUCAAGAGCGCCACCUAUUGGACAAGGAUGCAAUUCAGGUCUAUAAGUAACAAGACAAGAAAAUAAAAUUCACAAUAAGUGCUUUUGGUCUGUCAUAUUUUGCAUAUUGUAAUGUAAUAAUAAUUAUAACAUAACACAGCUAAAACCAGGGGACGACACUAUUCAUCUCAAGGUAUAUAUUCAUUUAUCUCAAAAGAAGUGUUUACUGUAUGUGUUUCUCAAUGUCCUGUAAUCUUUGUCUUUGCCAGAAGAGACUCUUCCACUGACAGAAGAAGGAGGCCCCCCAUUGACAGAGGAAGAAGGCCCCCCACCAACACGCAAGAGAGAUACACCAUCAGCAGCAGAAGAUGACCGUGUCGGAGCCGCAACACCUGUUGAAGGUUGUUUUGUUUAAUUCCUUCUUUGAUUUUAGCAGAAUAAGUACAAUGGACACCUGAAAAUUACAAAAAAUAUCUCAGACAUGGCCUUCUCUUCAUCAGAAAACCCAACCCAACUAUCAUAAAGGUGAAUAUAGCUUUGGCCACUGUAACUGUAAGCCUGAAUGCAUUAAACAAUGGCUGGGUAGACAGUGAAAAAUAUCUGAUACUGCUGGUUCUGUAAUUCUGAACAUCGACGUGUCCCUGAAUCGAAAUCGAGGGUCCAUUUUCGAUUAAUUGCCCAGCCCUACUGGUACCUGGAUGUACUUAUUUUAUUUUUUUUACCUGCUCCUUCAGGUUUCCACAAAAGCAGCCUCGUACUUUAUAAAAAGUGACCUCGACACAUUGCAGACACUGAUUGGUUCCGAGAUUUGUCACAGACAAUAACCACGCACGGGGUAAAAGUGUCUAGGCGUCAGUUGCAGCAGCCAAAAAGGGCACGCCAUGCUCUUUGGGGGAGCUACAAACCUUCAUGUUGCUCACUCGCGAAACGACAGAAAGGCUGGAUGACUCCACUCAUAUCUAGCAAGUGGACCAGCAGCUUUAUGGAAGUCCUGUGCGUCAUCCAGGGGGUACUAUUUUUGCAGUGGAAACUGUCCCCCCAAAAGGUACCAGCUUCCAAAAGCGAGUAGAGCCAAUACCGCGAGUGGGAACGUGGCUUAAAGGAGAGAUUGAAAGGGAUAAGAUGUGACUUAAAUAAUAGAGAAAUUACAACAUCAGAAAUUAAGUCCACAUCUUUCAAUCUCAUCAAGCAUACAAUGAGUCCCGCUGCACAAAGGCAUUUCCUCUCAUGUUUGUUUCCUUGUCUGUAUAUCUAACAAAUAUAUCAUUCAUCUAUUUCAUAGAAUCAUCAGCAGAGGUGAGGAAUGCAGUCCCAUCAGUGAGCAAGAGGAGCAAGCCACUUUCUGGAGAGGAUGACCGGCUCACAGCUGUGAUGUCUGUCAAAGGUGAUUUAAAACUUUUUUUUUUUCAUUACAAAUCAGAUCAACUCAAAUGUGAAUUGCAACAGCAGUACGCUCGCAGUGCCACUGCUUAAAGCUAAUGGGUCUGGUGAUGUUCCAUGGUGGCAUAAAUCACUGGGUGCCAGAACACAGUAAUAAUCUCUGAACAUCGAUGAUCUUGUGUGAAAUGGUGACUGAACCAUGUACAGUCCUUUGUGUGGUCAGGUAAACAAGAUAUGUACUACAUAAGUGUAAGGUCUAUGUGUUGACAUUUUUUUCACCCACUCACAGGUAAAGCUCCCAGGAAAAGAAAACCAUGGCAGGACGAAGAGGUAAAAGCCGUUGAAAAGCAUAUGAAGCGGUUCAUCACUUCAUGCAUCAUCCCUUCAAAGAGAGACUGUGAAAAGUGUCUAAGAGCUGAGCCAGCAGCUCUCAAUAAUCGGGAUUGGCAAAUGUUAAAAUAUUAUGUAUACAACCGCAUCACAGCAUACAAAAAGAAAGUCCAGCAUUCCUAAUGUUUAAAAAAGGCUGAUUCUGCUAGUUUUGUGAGCAGUGCUUUGCUUAUGUCUUAUGUUAUGGUUAUUUUCACUGUUUUUCUUAGCUUAAUACUUGAAAGGGAAGGCAAGGCAACUUUAUUUAUAUAGCACUUUUCAUACACAAGGCAGACUCAAAGUGCUUCACAUAUAAACAUUGUCAUACAAUAAAAUAAAAUAAUAGAUAAGUAAAAGAAAACAUAUGCAAGAAAUGAGAAAUAGAAAGUUCAAUGUAUUUAAGAGAAAAUUAAAUUGAAAGUUAAAAAGGCUUUUUAGUAAGUAAAAUUGAAAGUGCAAUGUAUUUAAGAUCAGAUCAACAGUCUCUCUGGAACCCAAGUCGGGACUACAACCCGACCUAAAGGACAAUAUUCUAGGACUCUAACCCAGCUUCUAGGACUCUAGCCCAGACCAAAUGCCUUAUUCAACAAAACUCAGGACUCUAACCCUUAUACACAAACUCAGGACUCUAACCCUUAUACAAACAAACUCAGGACUCUAACCCUUAUACAAAUACAAACUCAGGACUCUAACCCUUAUAUAACUGGUUGUUAUGACUAACAACCAGUUGAUGCCAGGAAGUGAUUAAGUUGCUGGAGGACGACUUUCUCAAUGAUUUUACUUAUGAAGGGCAGAUUUGGUAUUGGUCUGUAGUUGUUAAUAAUAGAGGUAUCUAGGCUCCGCUUUUUUAAAAGGGGUUUAAUAACUGCAGUUUUCAGGGCUUUUGGGAAGUUGCCUGACUGGAGAGAGUUGUUAACUAUCUGCAAUAUGUCUAUUGCUAGGCAGUCAAAAACAUUCUUAAAGAGGUUGGUAGGUAAAGAAUCAAGGCAACAGGUGGAUGGCUUUAGUUGUGUAACAGUUUCCACAAGAGUUUUAGAGUCAAUAACAUUAAAGCAUGCCAUCCCUGCCACGUUACUUUUGCCUGAAAAGGGUGGUAGUCCAACAUUUUUGUUUGAAGUGGAGAUAUUGAUGGCGCGUCUGAUGCCUUCAAUUUUAUCAGUACAAAAAGCUGCAAACACAUUCCAUUUCUGCGUGGAAUGGAGAUCAGGUGGAAUUUGUGUUGGGGGGUUGGUCGGUCUGUUUGCAAAUAGGGUUUUUGCAUUAUUAUUAUUGGAGAAAAAUGUUUCUCUAGCACUUUUUAAGUCUGAAUUGUAGGCAUGGAGGCUCUCUUUGUAGAUAUCAUGGUGAAUAUGAAGUUUUGUUUUACGCCAGAUACGUUCAACCUUCCUGCAUUCUUUUUUCUGUGCUGUUACAGAAGCAGCUUUUCUCCAGGGUGCCUUUUGCUUUCCAGAAAUCGUUUUAACCUUAUAAGGUGCAAUGACAUCCAUGACUUUCAAAAUUUUCAAAUUAAAGUUUUCUACAAGAUCAUCAGCAGAACAUGGGUUGAGAGGUGGUAGUAAGGAGAUGGCCUUUCUAAAAAGUACAUACGGUUCUUCAUUGAUAUACCGUUUUUUGACAGUAUUUGAUUUUGUCUGUAUGUUACGGUGGCCGAGAGGGGUCACAACACAUGCAAACGCCGCAACGCCUGCAUAUACAGAAAACACCUGCAAAUUCGGAAAACACUUGCAUAUUCAGAAAACACUUUCAUCGAUUACACAACACGUGCGCUGCAAAUGCCAAAACACAUGCAAAUUCAGAAAAACACAUGCAAACUCAGAAAACCCCUGCAUCGACUUCAUAACACGAGCAAAUAGGGAAACGAACUGCAAGUUAUGACAACGGAAAUGUGUCCCGGGGGACCAUAAUCAGUGACGGACCCAUAUCCGGUUGGCGGUUCUUUUCAAUUACGAAGGUGUUAAGUCGUUUGAUUGUGCGGCAAGAGGUACGUGUUUCUUUUUUAUUAUAAUAUUGAAGUGGUUUUGUGUGUUUUCAACCAUGACUAAAUAUGUUUUCAACAUAUUUAGUCAUUGUCCCCAUAACGUAUUAGAUAGUAUUAGACAGAUAAUUGUUAAACGUUCUUCAAACGUUGUUAGCUGGAAGCUAGCUGGCUAGCUCGCUCCCGGUCACUAAAUAGCAUUAUUUGUGGUCGUUUCUACAUUGUUGUCAUGACGUGGUAAUGCAAGAGAAGGCCUGAUAUCUGAACUAUUUUUUAUUUAUUUUUUUAUCUUUCAGAUUGACAUGUUCUGCCCGUUCUGUGCGGUGCAACUGGGGGACGCUCCCAAGUUUUGCCCGUCAUGUGGGCAGAAUGUGGGGUUCCUUACACCGCUCCCAUCAACUCCAUCCACCUCGUCAAGCCUCACCGCGAAGGCUGUGGGCCUACAGUGAAUGAGACGAGGAAGGAAGGAAGAGCAGCUCAAUUCUUGAGGUUCAGGGAGGUUAAAGAGGCUGAGAGGAGGACCUCCUUUUCAAAGCUUAAAAAGAAGCAGGCCAUUACAGUGAAGAUUUCGAUUGGCAUCAUGUCAAGGACCAAGAAUGGUUUAAAACCUCAAAGAGGGAAAACCAUGCCGUUAAAUGUUGAACCCCAGUGGUCAACAACCCAAAUCUUGCCAGCUGCUUUAAAGAAGCACCAAGAUUUUAAUCAAAACGCAAUGGUAGAUGGAGAAUAUGUGCUUCUCUAUCCUGAUGGAUCUCAGGUAGAAAAUAUACCUGGUACAGACAGACCUUUUGUUCUUGAACAUUAUAAAGAGGCAAUUGGGAAAUCUUACCAGAGGAUUACGCUGUACAUCUGCCUUCUUCAGGAUUUGAGUUAUGGAGAUGACUCAUCUUCAGAAUCCGAUGAUUGUGAAGCAUUUGGUCGGCUUCCAAUGAAAAUGUCCCCAAAACAAUCUCUGCCAACAACAUCCAGGGCAUCUGGUGGGCAAGCCAAUGGAGCAGGAGCAGGACCCAAAAAGACCACAUCACCAAACACAUCAUGUGAAUUCUACAAUACAUAUACAAAUGUAUAUGCACCAGUUGUCAUUGACAGCAGUUCCUCAGAUGUUGAGGAAGUCGACUACUCUCAGGUGGAAGACAGAGAGCAAGUUUUUGGACUGACUGCUGCUGACGUUUUGUCCAAUCUGUCAGAAGCUAUUGACACGAGCAACUGCAGCAGGUUCAACAUCAACCGUGCCAAUGUCUGGGAUGGGGCUCUGAGGGGAUUUAAGCGGUCCUCGUUUGACCCCACCGGUAGCCUUUUGGUGAAAUUCACCGACGACAUCGGGCAGACUGAGGACGCCAUUGACACAGGAGGGCCUACGCGGGAAUUCCUCACACUGUUGAUGGACGCCAUUAAAAACAGGCGUUUUUUUGAAGGCAGGGAAGAUGGCAAAUACCUGUCAUUUGACAGCAAAGCUGCAGACGGUGAUGAGUACUUCCAUGUUGGAAGAAUGGUGGCCAUGUCCAUUGUCCAUGGUGGUCCAGGGCCUCGUUGCUUUUCCGAGAACUUCUACCACUACCUAGUGGGUAAGGUGAAGACUAUUGAGGCCCCAAUUGCAGACGUACCUGAUCCUGAUCUCAGGAAUGUUCUCCUUGAGAUUAAGAAUGCAACAACCUUGGAAGAACUCUUGGAACUUAACGAUAAGCACGCUAGCAUGCUUCAGACAGCAGGAUGCUAUCGAUGCCUGAGGACACUGGAGGAUAAGGAACAAGUUGUAAAUGAUUACAUCCAGUGGUAUUUCACCUACCGCAACCAUGUUUCCUUCCAGAGGUUCAAGGACGGCCUGGCUACCCUGAACCUUUUCAAUGCUCUGGAACAACAUCCCUCCCUGUUCCAGCCUUACAUGGUUUACAGCGUGGAAGACCUGAAAGCAGAGACUCUAGAGGCGCUGUUCCGUCCACAAAUGAGCCCAACUGGUAGCUCAAACCGCCAGGAGGAGGAGAGAGUGCUUGGCUACUGGCUGGACUACUUAAUCGCUGUAAAAGAGGAAGCAUCUGGGCUGUCCCUGCAGGACGUUCUGAUGUUUGCAACAGGCCUAAAAGAAAUCCCAGCAGCAAAAUUAACACCACAGCCUCAACUCACGUUCCAGAAACACUCAAGGUUUCCUGAGGCUAAUGUCUGCUCAAAUACAUUGAAACUCCCGAUAUUACCCUCAUAUGAGAUGUUUGAGGAAGCCAUGAGUUAUGGAAUUAGGAACUCCCCUGGAUUUGGUCUCUUUUGAGACCUGCAACUGUUUUUUAUCAGACAUGCAACUGUUUUAACCUGCAUUUCAAAGUUCAUUGUGCAGUGGCUGUUAGUUUGUCACGGUCUGUACAUAUAAAGCUAUAUAACAUUGUUUAAAGAAAUUAAAUUAUUUUCAUAAGGUGUACGACGUUUGUCUCUUCUGAAACAUUGUGAGAAUUUAGACUUGUUUUUCUUUGCAUAAAUUGGUCAUGAAAUGUAACCUGAUCUUGCAUGAAAGUCACUUUUAGCUUCAGUGUAUUUGUUUAUACUAGGUGAACCCCAAAAACAGUCAUUGUGGUGGUGGAAAAGGUUUUAAUUUAACCAUGGGUCAAACUUUUUAAACAUUGAAGAUGUCCAUAACAAUACACACUGGAGGCAGUGCUGUCUGAAAGAAAAAGUGGCAUAGCUACACUCAUUGAGUCUAGCUUCCCUGCUUACUAAGCAGGUACUGCUUAAUGUGCCGGAACGCUGAUCCACUGUCGCCUAAAAUAAAUGGAACAUGAACAAAAUAACUGAAUAGAAAAAAAACGAUGUCCAUAUUAUUGACAUUUAGUCCAAUGAACUACUGUCCAACACUGGGGGAAUGUGCUGCUGGUCAAGCAUGAGGAGGUGGGGCGUCCCAGUUCAAAGCGAGCACACCAUCCAACAAGGCAAUUCUAAAGUCCAGCCAUCUCCUUAAGUGCAAGGUAAUUGUCAACAGCAGCUGGCCAGUUGAUGGGUGGAGCGAGCUGGCUCUGUCUCUCCAAGUUGGCAAAAUAUGCUUGGAGAUCAUCAUCUCCACACAAACUGUUUGUAGGUGGCAGAAGGUCUUUGAACUCCUGUAACACUUGGGGAUCCACUUGGAAUCCACAAUCCCUUCCACCAAACCUAAGGCCGCACAGAAAGCACAACAGUGAACUCAUGAAUAGUUAUAUUUCAAUCUUGAAGGCUAGGGUAUAGGCAGUCAAUCAUGAUGGCUUUGGUAACGAAUACAAAGACCUACACAGUGAAAAUGCAACCUAGCAUUUAAUGAAAAUGACAGUACAGGUGCUAUAUACAAACCUGUGAGGCAGGUGGUACAUGGUCUCCGGUUUUCCAGAUGGACAGAGAGACUGACGGACAGGCCUGAUGGUGUGGUUGUUCCAAAGCUCUCGGUGCUCAUCAAGCUCUUUCUGAAAAAUGCCCAGGAAGACAUACCGUACAAGGCACUUGUGUUCAUGGGUGCCGUUGAAGUGGUGCCUGUCUCUCAGGUCACUAAA
This is a messenger RNA of Gadus chalcogrammus (walleye pollock), 11659 nucleotides long. Its product is annotated as G2/M phase-specific E3 ubiquitin-protein ligase-like. Lineage: Eukaryota; Metazoa; Chordata; Actinopteri; Gadiformes; Gadidae. Gene Ontology annotation, cellular component: nucleus. The record is from RefSeq and is a predicted model, not a curated record. Gene Ontology annotation, biological process: protein polyubiquitination. Gene Ontology annotation, molecular function: ubiquitin protein ligase activity. The transcript has 12 exons. Bases 8518 to 10419 code for a protein of 633 amino acids.